Messenger RNA from Beta vulgaris subsp. vulgaris (sugar beet), 3288 nucleotides. RefSeq names its product probable aspartyl protease At4g16563. Gene Ontology annotation, molecular function: aspartic-type endopeptidase activity. Bases 1314 to 2771 code for a protein of 485 amino acids. Gene Ontology annotation, biological process: proteolysis. Gene Ontology annotation, cellular component: extracellular region. The transcript is spliced from 3 exons. NCBI's taxonomy places the organism in Eukaryota, Viridiplantae, Streptophyta, Magnoliopsida, Caryophyllales, Amaranthaceae. The record is from RefSeq and is a predicted model, not a curated record.
UUGAUUCAAUAUAUCCAAGCUAGGUAGCGGUCUUUCUAUGAAGAUAACGUCAACUCUGAUGAAAUUUCAAAAUGUCGACUACCUAUGAAUUAUUGGUCGGAGACUGGAGAUUGGGUCCGCAACUUGUUUUAGAAAUCCGGGGGGAAGGCGUAAGUGGGUGAAGUGUUAUUCAUGGGUGAGAUUUCUAUUUUAUGGAUGGUGGCAAAGCUAACAAGUAACAACAAUGAAGUUGGAUGAUGGUGGUGUUGUGGUGAGGCUAAGACGCUAAUUGGUGGACUUGGGCAAAGGUGGUGUGGUGGCAUUUGUAGGUAUGGUUUUACUAUUCGUGGUUAAUAGCGGUGGUAGUGUCGGGCGGUGGUUUGAUGAUAGUGGUGUCUUGUUAAUGAUUAUAGUAGUAUUCAGUUGAGGAGGGUUGUGGAGGAUUAUCAGGGAAACAACUCGAUAAGGGUACUCAUUCUCUUUGUAUUUAGUGUAGCUUGUUAAUCAAACAAAGCUUAACUUAUCCGGCUUGAAUAUUUUUUCAUUUUCUAAUUUGAAUCUUUCAUAUUUGAUUUUUGGUGCGAUUUGAUAGAAAUGAUGGGUAAUUAAAUAGGAGGAAAGGAAGUAAAUAGUACGAGUGUAAGACUAAGUCAUGAGAUAAGAAUAAGAUAGAGACGACCUACUAAAACAAUAUGGAAAUUGGAGGACUAAGAUUACCACAAAUCUUAAAAAUAGAUCAUCAACCUAAUACUAAAAGUAAAAAAAAAAAUUAUAUAAGUAUGUGGAAAGAAAACCAUCCUUAUCCCGAACACAAUUUAGCAGAUACUAGCAGUUUGAGUUUACCACCUCCUGCAAAACCAACCACAUUGCAAGUUUUUGCAAUUAACAACAGCACACACUAGUCACUAGUCAGUACACUUAUACAGUAUGCCCCACUCGGCACUCCCUCUGCACGAAAUAUCGACGCAUCUUUACGGAAUGUCUUGUUUCUUCCAUUUUAGUAUUUAGAUUUUGCAUGGCCCUCUCUCUCAAAUUUUACUCCCUACAACCACUGUUAAAAUAUAGUAAUAGUAAUAGUAAUAGUAAUAUCUGCUGCUAUGCUAAUUGCUAAGAGUAUAAUUCUCUAAGAAAAGUAAAGUUAUCGUUGUGUGUAGCUGUAUCCCCCUUCAUUUUACCAGAAACUUCCUUCUUAUCUCAUCCUCUGCUUUCUUCCUCUCUUUAUAUCCCACUUCCACAACUCCAAACUCAAUAUCAUUUACAAACUACCAAGUAUUUAAAACACCAGCUAACAGCUUUAGAGAGAGAAGAUUAAGAAGAGAACAGUUUUAUUUUCCAUGGCUUCCUGUAUUUUAUUCUUGUCCCUCUUCUUCUGUCUUUCAUUGUUUUCCCUAACAUCCCAACAAUUACUUCUUCCUCUUACUCACUCUCUCUCUAAAACCCAUACCCAAUUCACUUCUUCCCACCACCUCUUAAAAUCCACCACCGCAAUCUCCGCCGCGCGCCACCGUCGCCACUCCAACAAACAAGUCUCUCUCCCACUCUCACCUGGCAGUGACUACACCCUCACCUUCACCCUCAACUCUCAAACUCUCUCUGUUUACAUGGACACUGGAAGCGACGUCGUUUGGUUCCCCUGUUCUCCCUUUGAAUGCAUCCUCUGUGAUGGUAAAUACCCUCCUGGUACUCUCUCCUCUCUCAACGUCUCCAAAUCUUCUCUCCUCUCGUGCAAGUCACGUGCUUGCUCUGCCGCCCACUCCUCUGUAUCCUCCUCCGACCUCUGCGCUAUUGCCAAGUGUCCACUUGAUGAGAUUGAAAUUUCGGAUUGCUCUAAUUAUGCUUGCCCUUCUUUUUACUACGCUUAUGGUGAUGGAAGCUUGAUUGCGCAACUUCACAAAGAGAAUCUUCUGAUGCCUUCAUCAUCAAAUGAUAAGCCUUUAAUUCUUAAGAAUUUUACUUUUGGAUGUGCUCACUCUACUUUAGGGGAACCUAUUGGAGUUGCUGGGUUUGGAAGAGGCUCUCUCUCUCUUCCAGCUCAGCUAGCUAACUUCUCCCCUGAAUUGGGUAACCAAUUCUCUUAUUGUCUAGUUUCUCACUCCUUUGACUCUACGAAACUCCGACACCCAAGUCCACUCAUCCUAGGAAAAAACAAGGAGAGGGAAUUUGAUAAAGUUUCCUUAUUUGCCUACACUCCUAUGUUGGAUAAUCCUAAACAUCCCUAUUUUUACUCCGUUGGGUUGGAGGGCAUUUCCGUCGGAAGUCGCUGGAUUCCGGCACCGGAGAAUUUAAGGAGAGUUGACUCUGAGGGAAACGGCGGGCUUGUUGUAGAUAGUGGGACAACAUACACCAUGUUGCCAAGCGGGUUUUACGAGUCGGUUGCGGGUGAGUUAGAAAGGCAGAUAGGGAAGGUGUUUAAGCGGGCGAAAGAGACGGAGUUGAAUACCGGGUUGAGACCGUGCUUUUAUUUGCAUGGUGGGAAGGGUAGUGUUGGUAAGGUGGUGCCAAGUUUGGCGUUACAUUUAGGAAUGAAUUCGAGUGUGGUACUUCCUAAGAGGAAUUAUUUUUACAAGUUUAUGGACGGUGGUAUUGGUAAUGGUGAUGAGGUGAAGAAAGGGAGGAGAGUAGGGUGUUUUAUGAUGAUGGAUAGUGGUGAUGAGGGGGAGAGUGGGCCAGGGGCUACACUUGGGAAUUACCAGCAACAAGGUUUUGAGGUUGUUUAUGACUUGGCUCAACGACGCGUGGGGUUUGCUCCAAGGAAGUGCGCAACUUUGUGGAAUAAUCUUAACCAGCAUUAACUGGUAAGUAUUUUUUGGGGGUUGACUUUUUUCAUCUAAGUCAACAGGGAGAGAGCACGCCCGCACGUGGGGGAGGGGACUCGUUAAGGUUAAUUUUGAUGCAGCAAUCAGCAUGCAGGGUGGGUGGAUUAAUGACGUUGCAUUCAUUGCCCCUUUGGUUGGGUUUUACUGUCACUCUUGGCCUUGGGCUAUAGCCUAUAGCCUAUAGCCUAUAGGAGGGUUAGUAUACUUUUCAUUUGUGCAGAUAGGACUUGAGAUGAAAAGUUAAAGAAUGGUUCAAUAAGAGGAAAGACGUGUAAAAAACUAAACUAAAAAUUACUGUAUCUCUCAUCUUCAUUGUAAAUACAGUAUUUUCCGUCAAAAAAAAUAAAAAAUAGAGUAUUGUUGUAAUUGUAAGUAAACUUUUUACUUUUUAGUGAUGUUUAUUCAGAGUUGUUAUUGAAAUAGAGUGCCAUCUGAAUUUAAUUAGUUUCUGUAUUGCCAAAAAGGAAACUAAAUUAAGUAUGUUGUAGUUGUA